This is a messenger RNA of Glycine soja, 1445 nucleotides long. Its product is annotated as cysteine proteinase RD21A-like. Gene Ontology annotation, molecular function: cysteine-type endopeptidase activity. The transcript has 5 exons. The record is from RefSeq and is a predicted model, not a curated record. Gene Ontology annotation, cellular component: lysosome. The coding region runs from base 20 to 1123 and encodes 367 amino acids. NCBI's taxonomy places the organism in Eukaryota, Viridiplantae, Streptophyta, Magnoliopsida, Fabales, Fabaceae.
AUCGAAACAAAAAUAGAAAAUGGGUACUAACAGAUCUUUAAUGGCCACGAUCCUCAUCGUGUUCUUCACGGUGUUGGCAGUGUCAUCGGCGUUGGACAUGUCGAUAAUCUCGUAUGACAGAAGCCACGCGGACAAGUCAGGGUGGAAGAGUGACGAGGAGGUAAUGAGUAUAUACGAGGAGUGGCUUGUGAAGCAUGGGAAGGUGUAUAACGCCGUCGAAGAGAAGGAGAAGAGGUUUCAGAUCUUCAAAGACAACCUCAACUUUAUCGAAGAACACAAUGCUGUGAACCGGACAUACAAGGUUGGACUGAACCGGUUCAGUGAUCUUAGCAACGAGGAGUACCGGUCAAAAUACCUGGGAACCAAGAUUGAUCCCCGCAGAAUGAUGGCCAGACCAAGUAGACGUUACUCUCCGCGCGUGGCUGACAAUUUGCCGGAAUCUGUUGAUUGGAGGAAAGAAGGUGCUGUUGUCAGAGUCAAAAACCAAUCAGAAUGCGAGGGCUGCUGGGCAUUCUCAGCAAUUGCCGCAGUUGAAGGAAUUAACAAGAUAGUAACAGGCAAUCUAACUGCACUGUCAGAGCAAGAACUGUUGGACUGUGAUAGAACCGUCAAUGCAGGAUGUAGUGGCGGACUUGUGGACUAUGCCUUUGAGUUCAUUAUCAACAAUGGUGGCAUUGACACUGAAGAGGAUUACCCCUUUCAAGGUGCUGAUGGUAUCUGUGAUCAAUACAAGAUAAAUGCUAGAGCUGUUACAAUUGAUGGUUACGAACGUGUUCCUGCUUAUGAUGAAUUAGCCUUGAAAAAGGCAGUAGCAAAUCAACCCGUGAGCGUUGCCAUUGAAGCAUAUGGCAAAGAGUUUCAAUUAUAUGAAUCUGGUAUAUUCACAGGAACAUGUGGGACAUCAAUAGACCAUGGUGUUACAGCUGUUGGGUACGGAACAGAAAAUGGAAUUGACUAUUGGAUCGUCAAAAAUUCAUGGGGUGAGAAUUGGGGAGAGGCAGGUUAUGUAAGAAUGGAACGUAAUAUAGCAGAAGACACUGCAGGAAAGUGUGGAAUUGCGAUUCUGACAUUGUAUCCCAUAAAGAUUGGCCAAAAUCCCUCAAACCCAGAUAACUCCAGCUAAACCCACCGGGAAUUUACAGGAAAUAACAGGAAGACUAAAAGAGUUCUAGACUUCUGUUUAGUGGAAGUUAUCUAGCCCAUGAAUGAAAAGGUGAAAAAAGAGAAGAUUAGGCCGUACUCAUUCUCUAUUCUCUAAUUUGAACCAGCCAUCAAGGCCGUACGAGAAAGAUAUUCAAGGUGGGAAGAUCACAUUUCUUUUUUCCUCUUCCUUCUAAUAAAUCUUUGUUUUUAGUUUUUCUAUGCCUAGCUAAAUCCUUUUUGAUGGAGUUAGGAGAAUUUCUAUGUAACCCACAGGGAUUUUUAAUAAAAUUAUGUUUUUCUCA